GACCAAUUUUAUACACCCUCCUUGGCACCUCGUCUUGGUCGCUCGGAAUGCCCCCGUCCUGUCUGACUGGGCCCUGAUUCAUGCAUUGGCAAUCACUUCCUCUUCUUCUCUCGUCCGUCUCGCGAUAUUCCAUUCUAACGCUGUCUUCGGUCUGGUCUGGUGGAUAAAUUGCCUCGUUCUCCCUGCUGUCAGUCUCCUCCGGCAUGGAUCACUAACGCACUUCGAUCAUUUUCUCUAUUUUUUUUCUCCCUCUCUCUCCUCAAUCAUGGCCUUUCUGCUGGUCACCUUGUGCUGCGUCUUUGCAACACUGGGCUCGUUCCUCUUCGGUUAUGACUCCGGCGUGAUUUCGUCGACUCUGGAACAGACGGCCUUUUUAGAUCGCUUCAACCAUCCCUCCGAUGCGGCCACAGGAGGCAUCGUCGCCUCCUACAAUGGAGGCGCAAUUCUGGGCUCCGUCUUCGCCUCCUAUCUCUCAGACCCCUUCGGACGUCGUCCCGUCAUGUUUGUCGGGGGAAUCCUGGCUUCACUGGGAGCGGCUUUGCAGGCUGGUGCUAUGACUGUCGCCAUGUUGAUCGCGGGCCGUUUGAUUGCCGGAAUGGCGAUUGGUCUGAUGUCCUCCAUCAUUCCGGUUUAUUGCAGCGAGGUCUCUCCGCCUCGCAUCCGUGGGUUUUUGGGAUCGAUGCAACAGUGGAUGAUCGGUUUGGGGGUGGUGGUUGCGCAAUGGACGGGAUACGGCUGCUCCCUUCAUCAUACCGGCGACUUUACCUGGCGCUUUCCCCUGGCGCUCCAGGCCGUACCGUCCGUCAUUCUCGUCGGCGGCGUCUGGUUCCUACCCGAAUCCCCUCGCUGGCUGAUUGAAAAGGGCCGGACUGAAAAAGGCCGCGAGGUUCUCGCUCGCCUGCAUCUCAAUCGCGACCAUUCCAAUGCCGAUCUGAUCGCGCUGGAGUUCGCCGAGAUCAGCGAGAGCAUCGCCGAGGAGCAACGUCGGAGCGUCCGCUCGUGGCGGCAACUGCUGUGUACCCGAGCCACAUGGCGUCGCCGCGUGCUCCUUGCCUGUGGGCUGCAGGCCUUCACGCAAUGCUCGGGCACCAACGUGAUUCAGAACUAUAACCCCGGCCUGUACAAGACCCUAGGCCUGAAGGAUCCCACGCCGCUCAUGAUCCAGGGCAUCUGGGGCGCCCUGGCGCAAUUCUGGAACUGUGUCUUCAUGCUCUUCAUUGACCGCGUGCCACGUCGCAGGUUGCUGAUUCCGUCGCUGCUGGGAAUGGGCAUCACCAUGUGUGUCGAGGCUGCUCUGGCUCAGGCGAACGAUGGAUUCUCCGACCCCUCGACCAACCCCAAUGCCGUACGCGCCGCCAUUGCCAUGUUCUUCGUCUUUUCUUUUUUCUUCACCAGCGUCGGUCUCAUCUCUUGGAUCUACCAGUCCGAGAUCUUCCCGACGGCCAUCCGCGCCCGGGGCUCCUCGCUGGCUACCGCCACGAAUUGGAGCUUGAACUUGGUCUUUGCCCAAUGUUCGCCGAUCGCCCGGACCAGCAUCGGCUUCAACUAUUUCUACUGCUUUUUUGCCUUCAACUGGGCCGCUGCCGUUAUCGUGUGGGCAUUCUACCCCGAAACAGCGGGCAAAACCCUGGAGGAAGUCGAGCAGGUCUUCUCUUCCGAACCGCAAGAAUCCCGGCUCAACAUUGCGCCAUCGAAUGCUGAAGGCGACUGGACCUCCAAAGGGGGCUAUAGGUCGGAGGAUUUUACGUUGGUAGCACCGAAAAAUUAAGCGGUUUCGACUUAAGUUUUUACAACAUAUAUGAACGCAGUGUAUAGAUUACGGAGAACAAUCCGAUUUGAAGGUUGCCAAUAUUAAGUAUCAGAGUUUCAGCUGGAGAUUUGAACCAAC
Molecule: messenger RNA, 1888 nt
Organism: Aspergillus steynii IBT 23096
Lineage: Eukaryota; Fungi; Ascomycota; Eurotiomycetes; Eurotiales; Aspergillaceae
Product: sugar porter family MFS transporter
Exons: 3
Coding region: 266-1768 (500 amino acids)
Biological process (GO): transmembrane transport; carbohydrate transport
Cellular component (GO): membrane
Molecular function (GO): carbohydrate:proton symporter activity
Source: RefSeq, a predicted model, not a curated record